GUCUCUGGUCUACUCAGAAGGAAAGCCAGUUGCGGAAUUCUCUGGCGAGCGCAUACACAAAACUGCAGCCUGCCUUAGACAACUGUAAAGCAUUGUGCAAUUGGAGGGGGCGGGUCUUGAUGAUGUGCGGGGCGGAGAAGAAGCGAGGCCGCCCACUCGAAUCAAACACGGCAGCUGGAGCGCCGCGGACCCCAGAUACCUUCUGUUGAAACGGGUAGCCGCCUCGUUUGGGAAGCUGGCUGCGUCGGUGGGAGUCAUGGAGGACGCGGAGAAAGGCGCUCGCGGCAAGCGGGAGACCGUCAAGAUCGGAGGUGAGACGAGCUGAGGCUUGCAAAGUUGGGGCAGCCCCAUCCUUCUUCCUUUCUUUUUUGGUCGAGGCUGGGGGUACGAGCAGAGCUGGGGGAAGGAAAGGCAGACAGCCUGGUUCUACUCAGAGUAGUCAGACCGACUCAAAUGAACAGACAGGACGAACUUGGGUCCAUUAAUAUAACUGGGUUUAUACUAAGUUGGCUACACACCUGUUGCUUUCGAGCAUGCACAGGGUGUGCCUGUUUCAGCUUCCGAUAAUCGCACCCUAAAAUGAGUACUUAAAAAAAUCUGGAGGUUUUGAGAUAGGGGCGAAAGGGGCGUGCAUGAGCGUGCGAUUUCCGUUUAGGGGAGGCUCGGUCUAAGCUACGGCGUCUGACGGUCGUAGUCUUGCUUUCUGCGGUGAAACACAGGAAACGCUGAGAACCUCAGAUAAUGUACAAAUGUUACCUGCUUUCCUCUGGAGGGAGUUUAUUUGGGUGGGUGUGGAUGAGAGCACGCCUGCGGUGAAGGUACUCCUUGGCCUCGCUUUGCAGGAGGGUUCAUGGUCUUUUGCAGGAGUUUGAAUCUUCAGAAUCUUCUACUUGCUUGAAAAUGGAUAAGCCCUGUAGCAGGAGUUGAGGUUCAUGGGCUUGUUGGGGUGCGAAGCCUGGAAUUUCACUCUCCCCGAGACCUGAUUUUUUAAGUUUCUGGAAGGGAGUUUGUGUGGAAGGGGCUACUAUCUUAUGGACUGGAAACUUGAUUUCAGCUCAAUAAUGCUCAGAUUGUGGUCAAACUUUCAUAUGAUAAACGUAUUCAGCAGCCUGUAAUCUGUCUUCGCUUUGCGAAAUCUCCCUUGGCUCCUUCUACAACUGAAAUUUGUAUUGACUCUUUACAGAAGCAAAGCUUAAAGCUAUGUAUACUUAAGAUGAAAUUAAUCCCCUGGAGAAAUUCUAGAACCAAUGCCAACCUUUACAUACAUCCAGGGACUCAUUUGUUUACCCUACUAGAAUGUUGAUGUUACCUGCUAUCUUGGUGACUGGCUACCUGAUGGGUUAAAAAGCAAAACAGUUACUAACUAUUUUUUCCAGGAACUUUAUUUUAAUAAACAAGGUGAAAGAUGGAUUGAUAAUGUGCCUUGGGUACAAUUAAAUUUCAGUUUGGAGAGUCUUCCUCUGACAAUGGUGCUAUAACAGCUGUUGAUAGAUUUUAUCUCAGUGAAUUCAUUCAGUCCUCUUUUAAAGCCACCCAAGUAGAUGGACAUCACUGCCUCAUGUGGGAAUGAGCUCCAUAGUUUAACUAUGUACUGCCUGAAUAAUAGCUUUAUUUUAUAUGUCCUGAAUCUUUCAUCAUUGUGCUUCUCAUUGGGUGUCCACAAGUUAUAGAGUUACGACAGACAUUUCUCUCCACGUCUCACAUAAUUUUAUAAACUUAUAUUGUGUCACUUCUUACACGCUUUUUCUCUAAACUAAAAAGUCCCAAAUGCUGCAAUCUUUCCUCAUAGGAGAGGUUUCUCCAGCCCCUUGAUAAUUUCAUUGCCCUUUUCUGAACCUUUUCCAACUCAACAAAACCUGUCAAUACAUGAGCUUGUCAGCUAAUUCAAAAUCUAAGCUGAGGGGAUUUUUGCAAACUGUGAAUAGUAAAUAUCACUUAUGGUGAAGUGAAACUGUUAGCUACUCAGAUGUUUUCAGUACUGAAGAUCACUGUAGUUAUUACAGCUGUCACAAACCAGUUACUCCCACUGUAUUGAUGCUCACAUUAAUUAUUUGUGUAAUACCAUGGUUUAUCAUCUGAGCCAAGAAGGAGAUUCACUUAGAGGUAAUUCCUUUAAAUUUAUGUGAAUCUUAAAUAUUCUUUUAAUAGUAAGUUCAUAUGCAGCAUAAAGGAUCUGGAGCCUGAUAGCCUUUCAGCAGUAUCCAGCCCUUUGCAAGAUCAAUGGCUUUUGAUCCAAGUUCCUGGUCAUAACCAUAGCUUUUGACAAUCUUAAGAAGAAAAACUUGAUGAGAGACACUAAGCAUUUCUUGUAAAUGCAGAUCAUGUGCUAGGAACAAUUGUGAAGUAGCAAGAUUUCAUGUUGUUCUCUGCCUGCAGUUAUGUGGUUUGAGAACCACACAUCUAUGUAUAUUUUGCACACAUGUAAAAAAUAAAAGACUGUCCCAUUUCAAGUACUUGGCUCCAAAUAUUACCAGUUAUAAUCAGGAUGUCCAGUUAUUGAGAGUUAAGUUGCAGUCUCCAGUUCUUCUAGUAUGAACAGGUCACAUGGGGUUGGGAAAACUUUGGGUACAAGAUUUACCAGAUACAAAGAAAACAAAAGCAUUCUUCCAUGUUCUCACUAAGCAUCAAGCUUCUAGGAGAUGGGAAGGCAAACCAAGGCCCGGGGGCUGGAUCCAGCCCAAUCAACUAAAUCCGGCCCAUGGACGGUCUGGGAAUCGGUGUGUUUUUACAUGAGUAGAAUGUGUGCUUUUAUUUAAAAUGCAUCUCUGGGUUAUUUGUGGGGCAUAGGAAUUCGUUCAUUCCCCCCCCCCCAAAAAAAAAUAGUCCGCCCCCCCAUAAGGUCUGAGGCACAGUGGACUGGCCCUCGGCUGAAUAAAAUUGCUGACCCCUGUUCUAGAAGGUGAAUCUAUUAAAAAUGAGUUUAUACCCAUCACAUUAACAAUCUUAUAUGAAAGUCUCAAGGGCAAUGGCAAUGCUCUAGAGAACAUCCAAGAACAAUCCAACCAGUUUGCUUUGGACGUUUUGCUCAAAGGCAACAUCUUGGGAUUCAAGUCUCAUUGGUACUCUUUGGGUGUCCCAAUAGGGAGGGGGUAGGUUGAGGGGGAGGGGAAGCAGCCUCCUUUGCCCCAGCCUAAUCCUCAGUCAAUAUUAGGGGGCUAAGGUUGAUUCUGCUAAGUAUAAAAGGCUACACCUCCUAAAAUUUUGAUGCAUAGGACCACCAGCCAUCAGAUUUUUAAGCCACUGAGCUCAGUGCUGAAUGGCAGCAUUAUUUCAGGCAGGAUUCCCUCCCAACCCUACCAGGAGAUGCAGAACCUGGGAACUUUUGCAAAUAAUGCUGGUGCUCUAGGACUGAUGAGCUACGGCCCUUUCCCAAACAUCAGCAAGUGGAAUGGGUCAAGGCCAGGGUGACCACCUGCAGGCUUUGGCUGCAGGCACAGAUGUUGUCUUUUGCCUACUCAUGGGCCACCCUAAGCAAUGCUCGCCUCCCUCUAAGCCAGGGGUCAGCAAACCUUUUCAGCAGGGGGCCGGUCCACUGUCCUGCAGACCUUGGGGGGGGCAGACUAUAUUUUUUUGGGGGGGGGAGGGAAUAUGAACAAUUUUCGCCUGCCUGCAAAGAGGCCUGAAGAUGCUUUGCUGUACCUGUCCCAGUUGUUGACCCAAUAAUUGCAGUUGGGCUUCUCAAGCCAGCCAGGCGCCGUGGAGGGGUAGGAGGCUGUGUUGGCUGGUGAAGACAGAAGCAGCAGCCCCGGCGGAGGAGCCGCUGGCAGAGGUAGGGGAAUCAGGGCGUCGAUGGAGCUUUUACCCACCACCUGCUGGUGCUGCUGCUUCCUGAGGGGAACCGUGAAGAAGAAGACAGAGCUGACCGCCAACCCAUAAGUGGCGUCUGUGGCCACUGCAACAACCCACCUGAACGCCAUGGGAGGAAUGAAGGAGGGAGGGAGGCAGGCAGGCAGGCAGCAACAAAGAAAGCGUGCGAGGAAGUGGCGUGGAAAAGCAGGGCAGAGAAGGAAGGAAGGAAGGAAGGAAGGAAGGAAGGAAGGAAGGAAGGAAGGGUGGACUGAGGGAGAGGGAGGAGGAACAGGAGGAAAGCGCAGCAGCUGCCAGCAUCAUAUGCCCCCUUCACAGCACCACCCUGCUGAGGCAGGCAAGCCGACUCUCGCUGUCGAUGGCACCCGGCGUGGGACAAGAUUGCUCCAUCUCUGAGGAGAAAAGCGGCGCUGUGUGAGGGAGGGAGGGGCAGGGAAAGAAUGUGCACACUGGCGAUCCACGCGGCGAUUCCCGGACAGGAUGUAGAAGGCAAUUGGGCCUGAUCCGGCCUGUGGGCCUUAGUUUGCCGACCCAUGCCCUAAGCCAGGCAUCUACAACCUGCGGCCCUCCAGAUGUUUUGGCCUACAACUCCCAUGAUCCCUUGCUAACAGGACCAGUGGUCAGGAAUGAUGGGAAUUGUAGUCCAAAACAUCUGGAGGGCCGAAGGUUGGGGAUGCCUGCCCUAAGCCAUACUGCCCUUCUGUUUCUGGCUGUGUUUGGGGGAAGGGGAAGCCCCAAGAUUUAUGGGUGCUGCUGGUGCCCGUUUUCCCAGAAUGCUAUCUGCAGCAUGAGCAGAGAAUGCAAACAGAAGAGAAGUGGAGAAGGAGGCGGAGUUUGGUAUCAUUUCUCCUGCUUCGCAAUGUUGCAAAAAUGAUAUCUUGCAGUUUGUUGCUGCCUCUUGCAAAAGUCCAGUGGAAAGGAAAGACUCCCUCAAUGCAAUCUGAGUUCAUUUUCUCAUUCCUGGCAUUGGAAUUUUGCAAUCCAGCCUGCAGAACUGAAAACACUUCUUCUCCUUUGUUUUAUGAUAUCCUUUGUAAAGAAAAAGAGAAGUGUGAGCUAGUGCCUGGUGAGGGUUGCUAGGAAGUCAAGAGGUGCAACCAAUUUGUUCUGGUUUUCUUCCUGUCCACCUCCUCUUUUGCAAAGAUUCUGUGGACACUUAAUCAUUGCACCUGUGCAACACUUAAAACAUAACUAAACUGGAAAGUGUAUUGGGCCCAUCUGCACAGUAUUAUGUCAGUGUUAUGCCACUUUAAACAAUCAUGGCUUCCCCCAAAGAAUUCUGGGAGCUGUAGUUUGUUAAGAGUUUUAAGGAGACCUCUGUUCCCCUUAACAGAGCUACAGUUAUCAGAGUAAUUUAACAACCACUCCCUCUUUGCAGGGAAUUCUGGAAAUUAUAGCUCUGUGAGAGGGAAUGGGGGUGUCCUAAGAAAUUGGGGGGGGCACUUGGUAGAAUGUACUUUCUUUAUUCAGUGAUUUGACACCUUGACUUAAAAGACAGAAAGUGGUGAAGAUGGAUGUUAUCAUGGACUGAGUAAUCAUAUUUUCUUUCUUUAUAUAACCAGCAGAUGGAAAAUCAGAAGUGUUUCUUUUGUAUCUUUGGCUUUUGUAUCUUUUCUUUCUUCUGGUUUUACUUAUUCAAAUUGUAUCUUCUGUAGUUGUAAUUUUACUGUUUUACGGGAAAAUCUUAAUAAAAGACCUUAAACAAAAAUCAGGGAGAGAGAUCUAAAUCUAGGCAAGCAACAGGCAUUCUUGUAGUUCGUAGAUGCACACCAGCUUGGCAAAAGCACUUGGGGAAACUGAAAAGCAGGAUCAGGGAGGGUUGUGAGAGAGCAGGUGUAGCAUGGGAAGAGAUCAGUGAUCCCUGGUGGGCUGCAGUUGCCCCUGGAAUCUCAUUUGAACCUUGCCCUUUAUCCAUUUGGGUUUACUUAGCAGCAAUAAUAAUAAUAAUAAUAAUAAUAAUAAUAAUAAUAAUAAUAAAUUUGUGGUAUGUUUACAUAUAUAUAAUACAUAUAUAUAAUUUUACAUACAUAUAAUGCCCACCAAACACAGUUUGCCAGAAGAAAUUGAAGUGAAAUGUUUGAUAGGGUGUGUCUAUGUAUGGAUUCAGUAGAAGGCUCUUAUUGUUUACAUACCCACCAAACUUACAUUUUUGCAUCAUUGUUUGUGGCUCAUACUCAAUCAUGGUUCAGAGUUGGGGAACCUGUGACCCUUCAGCUCCAACCAGCAUGGCCAGGUGUCAAGGAUGAUUUAAAAAAAAAUUAUUUAUACCCCACCCUCCCUGGCCAGAGCCGGGCUCAGGGCGGCUAACACCAGUAAAAUUACAGUAAGAACAUAAUGGGGGGGGGGGAAUUAAAAUACAGGUUAAAAUGCAAAUUAAAAUGCAGCCUCAUUUUAAAAGUAGCCCAUAGAUCAAAACCAUAAGGGGAGGGAAAAAUAAGGGUCAGACCAAGUCCAAACCAAAGGCCAGGCAGAACAGCUCUGUCUUGCAGGCCCUGUGGAAAUAUGUCAAGUCCUGCAGGGCCCUAGUCUCCUGUGACAGAGAGUUCUACCAAGUCGGGGCCAGUACUGAAAAGGCCCUGGCCCUAGUUGAGACCAAUUUAACCACCUUGAGACUUGGAACCUCCAAAAUGUUGUCAUUUGUGGACCUUAAGGUCCUCCACGGGGCAUACCAGGAGAGGCGGUCCCGUAGGUACGAGGGUCCUGGGCCGAUGGGAGCUAUAGUCCAGCAACAUCUGGAAGACCAGGGUUGUACUGAGCCCUGCAGCACCACUGAGCUUGGAUUGGCAGGCUUGGAUUGAGGAGGAGGAAGAAAUGAGGAUGGGGGCUGAAUGGUGGGGGAUCUGGUUUGAUCUGCCCCAACCAGACGCUUUAAAAGGGGAGCGGAACUGCUGUGCCUUCCCCGCCCCCUUCCUGUGGAGCAUAGAGACUCAAUGAAGGCUGGGGAGGCUUUGAUAACCAAGGUGUGACAAAAGUGUGCAGUCUCGUUAUCUAGAACGAGAUGCCGCCCUCGCUGUGGGAGCAGACAACCCCACCCCAAAAGCACUUGUAGUCCCAUAGUUCUUACAAAGUGAGAGAGUCUCGAGAAUAAGACUGCCCUGUCUUGUCUUUAAGAGCUUGAUGGACAGGCCACAUACUGGGAACUUAUUGCAGGGACACCUGCAGUUCUGAAUUUCUUGCCCUUGCUCCUGAACCCGUGACUCCAGAACCCUGAGCCUGCGCUUUUACUUGCCUUACUUUUACUUUCAAGUAAGAGCCUCCACUUGUGUCUUUUUGGGGUGGAAGGCUGGACAAAAAGGGUUCCCUACUCCUGGCUUAGGUAUUCCUGUGGAAUAGGUUAACCAUGGUUAAAGGGAAACAACCCCUGGUUAAGCAUUUGGUCUGCAGAAGCUUGGGAAUAAGAUCAAAUAAAUAUUCUUUCCCAUCUCCACAGAAGUCCCAGAGAAAAUAUGGGAGAAAAUUACUUUUCUGUGCAAUGCUGGAUCGAAUGCUUGAUCUAGCUGAGCUGCUGUUGCAGUAGAAGACAAAUACGCCUUGCUACAUACUUGAUUCCCUUUUCCUGUAACUGAAUCCAAGGCCAGGAAAAAUCUCCGUGUGAACUCUGUGUCACAUUCCUGAAUAUGAUCUCAUGUUCCUUUUUUAGAUGCAGCAUUUCAUUUUUUGGGCAGUCUCCGAAAUUCUCUGGGAGGGGCGAUUAUGAUGGUGAUAGACUCUAUCUGCACUAUCACACCCCUUUAAACAGCCGUGUUUCCCCCCCAGGUAAUCCUGUAGUUUGUUCAGGGUGCUGGGAGUUGCUAGAAGACUCCUUCAUUUACAGGGCUACAAUUCCCAGAGUUCCUUUGGGAAGAGGGAUUAACAUAUGCAGGGAUGACUGGAACUAUCAAUUUUGCUUCUCACAGUUUCUCAAGAUUCAUUUAUCUACAUUUUUGCAAUAAAUUGCAUGUUUUUAAAAAGAAAAAUCCUCAUGAAAAUUUGCCAGGAUUUUUGUGCAAAUGUGUCACAAGAAACCCAUUUGUGUGUGUGUGCAGUUUUGACUAAGGUACACAUUUUUUUUUUUUGCAAGCAGUUUCCCUUUUUUUUGCAAGCAGGUUUUUUGUUUUGUUUUUUGCAGUCAGUUUUCAUUUUCAUGAAUGUGUGCCCUGAUGCACUUUUUAUGAACAGUGGUUAGAGAAUUGCAUUGCAAAAAUUUAAUAAGUGUGAAUUUCUGGCUAGACUGCAUUUGCCUCUGGUUGGGCCGCGGCACAGAGCAGGUGUGAGCUGAAGCCAAACUUGACUUUCUGCAUCCUAUAAAGAUGCCAUGUCUGUCUGAGCAAUAAGGGAGAUCACUGGUCAUGUUCCUUGUACAAAUCCCCUCAUGCUUUACCACUCCUGACUUGGCAAGGGCUAGGACUGACAACGGAGAACAACGCACCUUGAAUUGAUUCAUCUGGUAUCAGGCAGGAAAGGGGCUUUCUCUGUGGUGGCACCGACAGUAUGGCAUUAUGGAACAGUUUCUUCUUACAGAUUCACCUUCAGUGAUGUGUCCCUGUCAGUAGUCAGAUACAUUCUUGUUCUAGAUGCAAUGAUCAGUUUUGUUACUGAUUAUUGGCUGCUUAUGAUGUGUCUGGGACGUGGGUGGCGCUGUGGGUUAAACCACAGAGCCUAGAACUUGCCGAUCAGAAGGUUAGCGGUUCGAAUCCCUGUGACAGGGUAAGCUCCCGUUGCUGGGUCCCUUCUCCUGCCAACCUAGCAGUUCGAAAGCACCUCAAAGUGCAAGUAGAUAAAUAGGUACCACUCCGGUGGGAAGGUAAACAGCAUUUCCGUGCACUGCUCUGGUUCGCCAGAAGCGGCUUAGUUAUGCUGGCCACAUGACCCGGAAGCUGUACGCCGGCUCCCUCGGCCAGUAAAGCGAGAUGAGCACCGCAACCCCAGAGUCAGCCACGACUGGACCUAAUGGUCAGGGGUCCCUUUACCUUUUACCUUAUGAUGUGUCUAUUCAAAGUUUUAUUGCUUGACAGUUUGUGCAUCACUUUGAAACAUUUUGUUAAAUGUGGUAAGAAAUCUUUAAAUAAAAAAAACUUUGAAGGGAUGCAGCUCAUGUAUUUGUUCCAGAAAUGCAAAUUAGGUUAAAAUGCAAACAUAACUGAAUUUCUCCCUUUUCCCUACACAGAAGCAAUAGAAGCCCAUUUAAUGCAUGUGCACUUUUUUCCUCCCUUUUCUUCCAGAGGGCUCUGAAGGAAGCAUUGGAGUCUGCGGGUGGAUCCUGGUUAUGGUCUCGUUCUUUUUGGUUACCAUCACUUUCCCAUUAUCCAUCUGGAUGUGCAUAAAGGUAAAAAAUAGUUGGUUGGAAAGCAGCUGUGACCUAGGAUUCCUUCUCCACUCUAAACAGGAGCAGCGACUGUACGUUGUAGCUGACCUUGGAGCUGGAAGCGACCCGAAGGGUCAUGUCUGGGCCCUGCAAUUCAGGAAUCGCAGAUAAAGAAUCCCUGACAGAUGGCCAUUCAAACUUUUGUUUAAAAACCUCCAAUGAAGGCAGAUUUCACUACCUUCUGGGGGAGUCCGCUCCUUAAAUGGCUAUUCUUGCAGAAGAGAACUUCAGAGGGAGACUGCAUCAUGAGGCCACCAGGUUACAAUUAAUCAAGAGGUUCACUAGUGAACUGAAUCUGGGCAAAAGUGUUUUAAAAAACCCAACAACCCACAGCAUGCAUUAAUUGGUUUGCCAAUGCCAGGCUGCCUGUGUUGUCAACAAUAAAGAAAUGUGUUAAGUUUUUAAAGUGCCACAAGCCUCUUUGUCAAGAAACUCCUAAUCUCAUGAAGCACAAUUUUUAUAUGAAAAGGAUCAGGGUAGUUCAUUCCUCCUUCAGCUUGAUAGGAAGAGUGCGAAGUUGCAGUCUCUCUACAUAGUUGCAGAAUCUUAUGCCUUAUUUUGCCCCCUUAAAAAGGCUUUUCUUCUUAUUUGGAAUGAGCUAAUUACAAAUGUGGCCCAAAUAGCAUCAAGGAUAGCCUGAAAUGGGCAGAAUGAAAGGGAACAAAACCACAACCCCUCCCCCACUGACUUUCCUCCCUCAUUGCAGAUUGUCAAGGAAUAUGAGCGAGCCAUCAUAUUUCGGCUUGGACGUAUCCUAAAAGGAGGAGCAAAGGGGCCAGGUGAGUAUUUGCUGUUAUGGUUUGUCUUGCCAAAGGCAAGGGGAUUCUUUCUGUGGGAUUUGGAAGCAAGGCAAGACACAAGAGGGGAAGAAGUCUUAAGAUUUAUUAGACAGCAUGCGGAUAAUAGAUAAGAAUUUACCUCCCCAAGCAAGCUAUACCUCUGUUUACCUGCUGGGAGCUCCAGAGGUACAGCAGCAGAGAGGACCCCAGCUGUAGUCAGCCACCAAGCGACGUAGCACCCCAGGAGAAGUCACACAAUUUAACAACAUUAAGCUGUUUAGUAAGGCUAACUGCUGCCUAGGGGAAGCCUCAUAUUGGUGGCAUGAAGGAGCAAUUGUAUCAGGCCACUCCACCUUCUUGAUGUACAGUGUAUCUUCUGCUGUGUUUCGCAUACAUGGUCCCACAUGUGGCUGAAUUUCUGUGUGGCUGGUCAGCUGCAUUGGGGAUGGAGCACUGGUGGUGCCCUCCCCUAGGUCUCUAGCCCAGAGGAGGGCACCAUCAGUGCUCCAGCCCCAAUGCAUCUUCAUGCAUUUGCACCAAGAGCGGUGCCUGGUGCAGUGUCGCUGAAUUGACUUUGUCCCAUGCACUGCAAUACACCUUCCGACCUCUUCCUUGCACAUGCGGAGCAGUUAAUGCCCUAGAGCUGUUGUGUCCAACAAUUGCACUUUUAUUUUCCAACAGGUCUGUUUUUCGUAUUGCCCUGCACAGACAGCUUUAUCAAAGUGGACAUGAGGACCAUAUCAUUUGAUAUACCGCCACAGGAAGUGAGUAUUCCCUUUCCUUGACCUCUUUCUGCUCUGCCCCCUACUGAAUACUGGAUAUAAAUAGGCUAGUCAAGUUUCUCUCCCCACCCCCACCCCAUGGCUUUCUCACACCCGCUGCCCCUCUUCCAUGGUCUUGAAUUUCAGGCAAGAGACAUUCCCAGUCCUACUUGAAGGUGCCAUCGGGAAUUAAACACAGGAUGCUCUUCGUGCAAAGCAAGUGCUCUGCUGCCAGAUUGCGGCACUUCCCCUUAAAUAUAAAGUGAUAUUCUAGUUCUCAAAGGGAUGAAUUAAAUAGGAACAUAGGAAACUUCUUCUGAGUUAGACCAUUGGUCUAUCUAGUUCAGUAUUAUCAACAAUCUCCAGGGUUUCCUACAGGAGACAUUCAGAGAAGGAGUCUUUCCUAGCCCUAACUGGAGAUGCCAGGGACUGGAGUCAGGAACUUCUGCAUGCAGAGCAAGUGCUCUGACACUGAGUAUUUGUGGCCCUUCUGGUUCUCUGCCACCAGUUCCCUCGCUGCUGUGACUCUCAGCAAUCCAUCUGCAAGAUGGAUAGUACCUUACAUUUAAGGGCUCAGAUAUAUAGCUAACAUGUCAUCUAGCUUGGUCCAUGCAGUGAGGCAGUCUCUGCCGUGGCCUCUGUCAAAGCAGACCAUUUGGUAUGAAGGCUAGCAUGGAGGGUUUCGGUUUUGUUCCAGGCAGCCGCCUGCCACUUAUCCUGCAAUGACUUUUUCCUCUGGCAGUAACUGUUGUGGAACUGGCCCGGAAUGAAUUGCUUAGGAACCUAAUAAUCAUCAUUAGGCUUAAUGUGAUUGCUGCCAGGAAUGUACCCUUAGUGAGCCUCCUCCCCGCCCCUCAUUUCCUCCUGGCUUUUCUGUAAUUCAUUUCCGUUGUGCCUGCGGUUUUUGCAAGCAACAGGGUUGCAGGGUAUUUAUUUCAUUAGGUAGGGAUGGGUUUCUUUUACUUGUUUCUUUUCUUGCUUCUUUAAUUGAAAGUUAAUGAUGUUGUCAAGGUGCUGGAAAACCCCAGGGUAUAUAGUUCUAUUGCAGGGCUGGGUAACCUUGGCUGCCUGGGGUCAAGACGACCUUCCAGGACUCUCAGAACUCUUCUGAAGCCACACCCUCUUCUCCCAGGCCACACCCCUCACCUGUCUUGCUUUGCACCCUCCCUGAGUCAUUUUGCGUGGUUGGAAUGCAUCCUUGAACUAUGAUUAUGGCUCUUGGUCUUCUGGAUAGAGGCUAGAGAACUCUCUCUCUCUCUCUCUCUCUCUCUCUCUCUCUCUGUGUGUGUAAACUAGCUCCACCCACUUUUGCCUCUGGCCCCACCCACCACUGGAAUGUGGCUCCUGGAAUGUUGUCCGGAAGCAGAUGCUGCCCUCAGGCUGGAAACGUUUCUGCAUCCCUGAACUAAGAGUUGCUGAGUUAUUAAAACAUCUUUAGGGAGGGAAUGAUGAGGGGGUGGGUGGAGGGAAAAAACCCUGAUCAGCCUAGUAAGAACUGAGUAUGCUUAGCGAGCAGAGAAUGCUGACUGACUGUUGAAGGGAGGCAGGGAGGUGUAAAACUAGUUUGUAGGCAGAAUAGAAAGGAGUAUCGUGGAGGAGGGCAUGACGGACUUACUGGAACAGGAGCACUCCAUGCUGCAACAUUUGGUUGCAGAUUCCAUUUGUAUCUGUCUAUCCAUCAGUCCUAAUGCAUUCCACUCAGCAUUUGAGAUCCUGCUUCUGUCUUUUCAGCCUAUGUAAGUAAGAUGGGCAGCCAUGAGAAGCACAGUCUUCUUUGGAGUGGCACUAAUCCCAUGGAAUGCCCUCCUUAGGGAAGCUCACCUAGCCCCUUCACUGUAUGCCAGUGGUGGCCAAACUCGGCCCUCCAGAUGUUUUGGGACUACAAUUCCCAUCAUCCUUGACCACCGGUUCUCUUAGCUAGGGAUGAUGGGAGUUGUAGUCCCAAAACAUCUGGAGUGCCGAGUUUGGCCGCCACUGCUGUAUUCCUUCUGGUGUCUCCAUGAGUCCCGUGAGGUUUGUUAAAGACACUAGUGGGCGAUGGCUGGGUUUUCUGCCAGAGAAAACCCAUUCCAUGCCUAAUUUUAUAAACUUCUAUCAUGUCUCUUAAAGCUCGCCUUUUCUGUAAACUAAAAAGCUCCUUUGAUCCUCCUCCUUUCUUCUUCACUGUUUUCAUGAGCCUCUGUUCUUUUGAUGACUUUUGCCCAGUUGUUUGAUGAUUUUGCAUGUCUGCUGCUGCUGCUUUUAAUUAUUUCCCCGUUUCCAUAGAAUCUGUGUUUUCAUGCUACAAUUUGUUGCAGUUGCUCUGGUUUCUUUCCAGAAGAGGAUGGCAGCUCAUUCAUAAACCAUCUCAAGAUUUCUAGGGGCUGAGCAAAGAUUAAGAAAACCAGGCAGCCCUUUGCUGACAGCGUCCAAUAAAAUAGACAUGAUGCCAAAGGAAAAAGUAGACAGGAAGAGAUAAGGAAAACAAGCAAAUUCAGGCGCUCCUGCUUCAUUGUUUACAUAAAGAUAAACUCCCAGUUUGCAUGCUAUGUGACUGACAAGAGAAAGUUCACACAGCAUAUACUUAAACCACAGAAUUCACUGCCACUAGUGCCCAAUCAACACUUCACAUUUAAAACAGCAUUAUACCACUUUAAACAGUUGUGGCUUCCUGAAUUGCAGUUCGUUAAGGAUGCUGAAGGUUGCUAGGCAGUCCCCAUUCCCCUCAGAAAGCUGCAGUUCCCAGCGUUCCCUGGGAAAAAGGGCCUGGCUGUUAAACCAUGGGAAUUGUGUGAUGGGGGAAUAGAGGUUGCCUAUCAAUUCUCAAUGCUCUUGUCAGACACUGAGGACUAGUAAGCUACUUGCAGGGCUGCUGUAUUAACCUCAUUGGUUCCUCAAUAAGAGGGUCAUAUCUCACUUAGUAAAGCUGAGGGUGGCACUGGUUCUUCUGUGUAUCGCAGAAGCCAAUUAAAGGAGCUAUUGGCUUGUAAUUACCUUGCUUGCGUUACUUAAAAUAGAAACUGCUGUGGCUGUGGCUGCAAAGACAUUACACAGAUCUCUGUUAGGACUUGAUUCUAAAUAACAUUAACAUUAAAAUAAGAUUAAUAUAAUCACAGCCAUUCCACUUGGAGAUGUUCUAUGUUCCACCCACACACCCCAGUGUUGGAGGCAGUAUUCUUCUGAAGGCCAGUUGUGGAGAAUUCCAAGUGGAGAAGCUGCUGUUACACUCAGGUCUUGCCUCUGGGCUUCUUGUUCAGGUACCUGGUUGGCUGCUGUGAGGACAGGAUGCUGGACUCGAUGGGCCAUUGGUCUGAUCCAGCAGGGAUGUUCUUAGAAAUAACUCUGCUUCAACUGCAAUACUGUCACUGAGAAAGCACAGGGGGUGAGGUGUCGGACACACUCCUGUUUCUCAUCUCUGCAGUACAGUCAUACAUCCACUUCAUGUUACAUUCUCUCAGGUUAUGUCCCGCGGUGACCUGGAAGUACCGGAAAGGGUUACUUCUGGGUUUUGCCGCUCACGCAUGCGCAGAUGCGCAAAAUGAUGUCAUAUGCAUGCGCAGAAGCAGCGAAUCGCAACCCGCCCGUGCGCAGAUGCACUGCUGCGGGUUGCGCUCUUUUCAUGUUUGAGCAGGCCUCCGGAAUGGAUCCUGUUCGCAACCAGACAUACCACUGUAUCAGUAAAAGGAGCAGUAAUAUCCCUGGUCAUUUCAAAGGUGACAUGGAACUUUAUUCUGUUGGAAAUCAUUGAGUCUCUUUAAGAAACGAUUAGAUGUGUGUGGCUUCCUUUGGCUUUGUGCACACACUAUACCUUCAAAGCACAUUUGAAGCACAUUCUUUCUUUCAAAUAAUUCUGAACACUGUGGUCGAGCCUUCCCAGAGUUAAACUUCCCAGCAACCCUUAACAAACUACAGUGCCCAGAAUUCCUUGAAGGGGAAGAAUGCAUUUCAAAUGUGCUUUAAAGGUGUACUGUAUACACAGCCUCAAUGACAUUCAGUUUUGCUUCUCUCUCUUUACUCUCACACCAUUGGUCCAUCUAGCUUAACAACUUCUGAUAAGUUUACCUACAAGAUCGCCUUACCCCACAUGUGCCCACUCGACCGCUUUGAUUGGUGGAAUUGGCACUACUACUGGUACCACAGAAUACCCAUUCUGCGUUUGUAAGGAUGCAGUCAUUAAGUCUGACCUGCAUUUUGGAAUUUCCUGCCUACUGAAAACAAGCAGGUGCCUUCACUUUACUCUUUUCGGUGCCUGCUAAAAAUUCCUGCUUAGACAAGCCUGCCCACAUGCUUGCCUUACCCAAUGUUGAGGGUAUCCAAUGCUAGUCCUAUUCAGAGCAGACUUAUUGAAAUGGAUGAGCCAUACUAACAUAGGUGCAUGAACAUCAAUAGGUCUAGUCUGACUCAGUUGGCUAAAACCCAUUGUGUUUAUGCUUUUUAGAGAUGAUGCAAGGUGCUUGGGGACCUCUGUGUAACAAGCAGCCUACAAGUCUAAUUAAUAAUGUAAAUAAUAUAGGCCAGUGCAAGGUUUUCCACCUUCUCUUCCUGUUCCCUUCCUUGUGUUUGUGUCUUAUUAGAUUGUACAUCUGCAGGCUCAGACCUGCAAUGUUGAUAUACAGUGGUACCUCGGGUUAAGUACUUAAUUCGUUCUGGAGGUCUGUUUUUAACCUGAAACUGUUCUUAACCAGAAGCACCACUUUAGCUAACGGGGCCUCCUGCUGCUUCCAUGCCGCUGUAGCACGAUUUCUGUUCUCAUCCUGAAGCAAAGUUCUUAACCUGAGGUACUAUUUCUGGGUUAGUGGAGUCUGUAACCUGAAGCGUAUGUAAUCCAAGGUACCACUGUACAGCACAGGAGAGGCCCUGCAGUGCACUGGAAGCUUGCUGGACAUCCCUCAGUGAGCAAAUCCACAGAGGCAGAUGUUUUCCUGCAGGACAGCUUAUCCCAUAAUGCCAAUCCUAUCCUGUGGUAUUCAGCCUCUCAGGGGGAGUUGGGGUGUGUUCGAAAGUGUGAUGGUGAGGCAUCACUGAGCCUGGGAGGUUCUGCAUGCAGAUGAGAUAGCCAACCCUGGGCAAAUUUCUCCGUAAACCUCUUGGAAUUAAUUGCUGUGUUUCCUCAAAUGGUUUUUUUUAAAAAAUUUUCAUGCUCCCCGAAGCUGUGUGAAAAUCUUUCAGCAAAGCAAUUUUCUCUAAUAGAAUAUGAUGAUUUUAUAAAAUGAUAUAAGCUGUGAAUGCCUUGGGGCAGGUAUCCUUCCCGCACCCUUCUGGUUUCUGUUAACUCCUUAAUGUGUACGUGUGUGGUUGGUGCUAUAUAAUUAGUGAAAGACACACUCUGGAAUUUGCUGCAUCUUCCUUGUUACAGGGCUGCUACAAACACGGCACACUGGCACAGCCUGAGGCAGUUGGGUGCCAGUGUGUGCCCUGCAAAAGCUGGCAUUGCUCAAGUUAUUUGCUGCCACAACAUCUUCCCCAUCCCAUUCUCAAGGGAAUUGGGCAUUUAAGCACCCAGGCAACCAGUGUCUUGAGUGCUGGCAGUGUACAGCCCAUCUGUAGCGGUAGCUGGAUUCAAACCUAGCAGAUGCCAUGGGAGAGGUGAAGUGCUGAACAACUUGGCAGUGUGUGUGUGUGUGUGUGUGUGUGUUAAAUAUGCUUGUUUAAAAGCAUCGUAUUCUAUUAUGAAAUACCUUUUGGUAUUUCAAAAAUCACUUGUACUUUCUGCAGAUCUGCCAAAGAUCAGCAUGUAGCAGUUAAAGAAUCAGGGAACUUAUCUGGUGUCUGCAUAAGGCAGUAAAAGGGACCCAUGACAGUUAAGUCCAGUUGCGAAUGACUCUGGGGUUGUGGCGCUCAUCUCGCGUUACAGGCUGAGGGAGCCAGCGUUUGUCUGCUCUGCAGACAGUUUUUCUGGGUCAUGUGGCUAGCAUGACUAAGCCGCUUCUGGCGCAAUGGAACACUGACACCAGAACAGUGCAUAGAAACACCGUUUACCUUCCCGCCAGAGUGGUAUCUAUUAAUCUACUUGCACUUUAUGGCAUGCUUUCGAACUGCUAGGUUGGCAGGAGCUGGGACCGAGCAACGGGAGCUCACCCCGUCGCGGGGAUUCGAACCGCCAACCUUUUGAUUGGCAAGCCCAAGGCUCAGUGGUUUAGACCACAGCGCCACCCGUGCUCCCCUUUUGGAUAGCAGAGUGCUAUCCAAAAAAGCAUGGUGCCAUGGAAUAGAGGUCCAUAUGGAGCUUCUCAGUGUUCUGUAACCUUAGUGUUGAAAGGUGGCUUCUCCAAUGACUUAGCCAGGUGCAGAAUACCUGUUGCAAGUCCACCGAUGGCCCAUUCGGAGAAAUGAGCACCUGCACAAAAUGAACAACUCACAUGGUGUUUGAAAUAGGGAACUUGAAAAGAAGUUCCUUUGUGACUGUCAGGUAGCAGGCAGUCUGAUCAUGACCGCCUAAUUAGCAGCAUGCUACUUGUGGCACCUCUUUGUAGUUAUGUUUUGAUGCAUGAGUGACUUGGAGAUUCUUUUUUUAAUUCUUCCGUUCCACAUUUCUCUCUUCUCUCCCCUCCCCCUGUUUCUGCCCUAGAUACUUACCAAAGAUUCAGUGACAGUUAAUGUGGAUGGCGUGGUUUAUUACCGAGUUCAGAAUGCAACCCUUGCUGUUGCCAACAUCACCAAUGCAGACUCAGCCACUCGGCUCCUGGCUCAGACCACAUUGAGGAACGUUCUUGGGACCAAGAACCUCUCUCAGAUCCUCUCUGACCGGGAGGAAAUUGCACACAGCAUGCAGGUACAACAAAGCAAUGUUGAGCUGCAUUCCCAUGGGGGAUGGGGGUGGGGAGUUGUUGAGAAACAUUCUUCACCGUUUAGAGAGAUGAUUUAUUUAUUUUUGCAUCAGCCACUAAAUUUUGCAAUUUAAAUAUACAACGCAAAAAUCCAGUGAAAACUGGUCCUUUAGGGUAAGUGGGGCACUGCCCCACCAGUCCUAAUCUGCCCUCAGCCAACCCCCAACCCCUACCUGCCUUCUUCCUUAUGACCAGUUCAGGGGGUGUGACACUGCCUGUAGCUCCCUCUACUUUAGUCUCUGACCACAUUCCCAUCAUGCUUUUAAAGCCCCACAUGGGAUUCCUAAAGAAUUAUGUAGUUUGUUAAGAGUCUUUUAUCUUUCAAUGAAAGCUCAGAGCCUGGGUCACCUGCCAGCUGAAAACACAAGGAAGGAUAUUUAACACCUUGCAGGAUGGAAGGCUCUUAAAAAUGGAAGGUUCAUUUGUCCUGUUGAGACUUGUUUAAACCUCCAGUCACCUCUGUUUGAUUAGCUUGACAUCUUUGCACAAUACUUUGAUGUGUGACAUGCAUUCCUGCCCCCACCCUUUUAAACAGGCCACACUAGAUGAUGCCACAGAUGAUUGGGGCAUAAAGGUGGAGCGGGUGGAAAUCAAAGAUGUGAAGCUGCCCGUCCAACUCCAGAGAGCCAUGGCCGCUGAAGCAGAAGCUACCCGCGAAGCAAGAGCAAAGGUAAGGAGCUCUACUGAUUUGGUUAGCCCGCUGACUUUCAAAGGAGAUCCGUCACCCAGAUCAGGGAUGGGGAUCCUGUGGCCCUUCUAUUGUUGUUGGACUACACAUCCCAUUAUCACUGACCAUUAGAAAUGCUGGCAUAAACCAACUUGCUGGCUAAACUUCCUAUUAAACCAGCUUUUCCCGACCUGGUGCACUGCAAAUGCUGUUGGACUACAACUCCCAUCAUCCCUGACCAUUGGCCAUGCUGGCCGGAGCUGAUGGGAGUUGGAAUCCACCAGCUUCUAGAGGUUCACAGGUUCCCCAUCCAUGACCCAGAAGAUGAUGGAGCAGUACAAGGAAACAAAGGCCAUUAUUUGACCCUGUUGACCCUGGGGUAUAUGUCUUGGAAAUGACCAUAAUUAUUCCUACCCCACAACUGAAAACAACUUACGCAUGCCAAGCAGAUGCUCUCCCACCGAUCUACAGCCCUUCCUGUAACUUUCAUAUAAUCCAAAUUUCAAGUGAAUAUUGAACUGCUUCAGAUAUUAAUGUUUCCUUUAAUAAUAAUAAUUUUUAAUGUUAUUGUUUGUACUCCACCCAUCUGACUGGGUUGCCCCAGCCACUUUAGACUGCUUUGAUGAUCGCACUUGUUUUUCCCCACAGUGAUAUAAGAUGACUCAGGUAUUUGCUGUACAAACACUGGCUCCAGAGGUCUCAUUAUCUUUAUUUCCCCAUAGUAGAGAAUCCUUUGCAUUGCAUUUACGUAACAAAACAAAACUGAGUUUGUGCCAAAACUCAGUCGGAGGGCGUUCCUUCUGCAUCGCAGGUUUUCAAACUUCACUGAAGCAUCUCAGCAGGUUUUCUGGGGAUGUUUAAGAAGAUCAAGCAGCAGAAGGCAAGCUCCCACAAGACGCAACUUGUUACAUAGGAAGCUGCCUUAUACUGAGUCAGACCAGUGGACCAUCUAAUUGGGUACUGGCUACACUGACUCUUGCCAGGGUUUCAGGCAGGAGUCUCUCCCAGUCCUACCUGGAAAUGAAUGAGAGCAAACUGCAAUCUUCUGUAUGCAAAGCAGAUUCCCCACCGUUGAGCAUAGAAAGCUGCCUCAUACCACCUGCAUAUCUUGCUUAGUAUUGUCUAUGCCAGGGGUCAGCAAACCUUUUCAGCAGGGGGCCGGUCCCCUGUCCCUCAGACCUUGUGGAGGGCUGGACUAUAUUUUGAAGGGGGGGGGAAAUGAACGAAUUCCUAUGCCCCAAAAAUAACCCAGAGGUGCAUUUUAAAUAAAAGCACAUAUUCUGUUCAUGUAAAAACACCAGGCAGGCCCCACAAAUAACCCAGAGGUGCAUUUUAAAUAAAAGGACACAUUCUACUCAUGUAAAAACACCAGGCAGGCCCCACAAAUAACCCAGAGAUGCAUUUUAAAUAAAAGCACAUAUUCCACUCAUGUAAAAACACGCUGAUUUCCGGGCCGGAUUUAGAAGGCGAUUGGGCCGGAUUCAGCCCCUGGGCCUUAGUUUGCCUACCCAUGGUCUAUGCUUAUUGGCACUGACUCUCCAGGGUUUCUGAUGGGACAUAUUCUGUCUUCCCUGGAGAUGCCAGGGAUUAAACCUGCAACCUUCUGCAUGCAAAGAAGAUGUUCUACUCACAGAGCUUCAGCCUUUCCCAAAGGUCUUGUUUUCUGCUGCUGUGUCCUACAUAAGGGGGGAAUUGGUGCUGAUACCUGAAAGUCCUGCUGAGCACCCUGUCUAAACUGGAUGCUGUAAGAUGGGUGAAUGCCAGUUUUGUUUUGUUUUUCUCAUUUUCCUGCUCUUAAAUUCAGGUCUCCACAUUUCCACAUCAUUCUGAUUUUUUCAAAUUCACCUGCAUUUUAAUGCGUAAUAUUUCAUGCCUAAUAUUAGGCAUUUUGCCUAAUAUUUUUUGCAAAGCAGCUUCUCCUAGUAUAAUGCAUUUUUGUAAGCUGUUUCUCCAAUAUAUGCAUAUUUUUAGAUCUUUGUCCCAUUAUAUGCAAUUUUCUACACAUUAGUUGGUUGGAGAACUGCAUUGCUAAAUUUGGAGAAAUGCAAAUUUUAAAGAAUGGCUAUGAUUUGGUUCACAUAUUAUUUUGGAAAGUGCAAAUUAGAUAGGCUCGCUUGUAAACCAAAUUGAAUUUUUCCCUCAUCCCUACUUAGUUCCCUUCCAGGGGGUUCUGCAACUUUGCAGGGACUCUGUAGCAUACAAGGAUUCUCUGGCAGAAAACCACUGUUCUGUCUGGAGCCACACCACAUCUGCAUGCCACUUUAAACAGUCAUGGUUUCCCCCCAAAGAAUUGCGAGACCUGUAGUUCACUAAGGGUGCUGAGAGUUGCUAGGACCAACUAUUCCCCUCUCACAGCUACAAUUCCCAGAGUUUCCUGUGAAGAGGGAUUGACUGUUAAACCAUUCUGAGAAUUGUAGCUCUGGGAGAGGAAUAAGGGUCUCGUAACAACUUUCAGCACCCUUGACAGGCAGCGGCUUCCAGAAUUCUUUGGGGGAAGCCAUGACUACUUAAAGUGGUUUUAUGGUGCUUUAAAUGUGGCCUUUGUGUUCAACAUGGCUGGUGGGCCAUUCUGGGGGCAGACAUAGAGUCUGGAGGCCUUUCUGCACCCCUGUUCCUUUAGCUGAUUUGCUGCUCCUAUAUUCUUGGCUUAACACUGCUGGAUUUAUGUGCUGCUUCUCCUAGGAGGAUGACAACUUCCUGUAACAAUCUCUUCCUUUCCUGAAAGAAGUUGGUUAAGCAAGGAGGAUCCUGUUAGUGGCCUUGAACGUGAAGGCCACAAAUCCUCUAGCCUACAAUUUUAUUUUAUUUUUAUUUUACUAAGGCUGGGUCCACACCAUAGAUUUUAAGUACAUUCAAAACACAUUCCUCCCUCCCCAAAGAAUCCUGAGAACUGUACUUUGAUAAGGAUGCUGGAAAUUGUAGUUCUGUGAGGGGGAAACUACAGUUUCCAGUAUUCUUUGGGAAGACAUCACGUGCUUUAAAUGUGUGGUGUGUAUGCAACCUAGAGCUGCAACAUUUACCUGACUCAUUUAAUUAAUCAAAACAUUCUUGUUUGAUUAGGUGACAGAUUCUCCCCAAAAAAUGUUUUAAUAUAUAUCUCUAUCUAUCUAUCUAUCUAUCUAUCUAUCUAUCUAUCAUACAGGUAGUUGCAAAAUUUGAGAAAGAGGUGAAUUCCCUAUUGUAGGAUAAAGCCAUUUCCCCUUUAGAAUGGUUGUGUUUUGUCAUGUGCAUACUAAAUUGUUUUAAUUGACUUAAGACUGCAUUCCUAAACCCACACACCUGAGAGUAAGCCCCACAGAAUUCAGCAGGACUGCAGACAUGGAGUUUUACCCAAUGAAGUCCUGCUCAAAGUAGAAUCGUUGGAAGUCAGCGCACCUAAAUUACUUGUGGCCGUCAAUUUCAGUGGGUCUACUCUGUGUAGGACUAAUGUUGGAUACUGAGACUAAGGAGGAGGAAGCUAGCAGCCAGGGCCACCAUCUGGACUGGUUGUAAGAAGGCAGAUGGCAGGGAGCUAGCCAAGGGCAGGUGUUGGAGCAGUGCCCCAUUUGCCCCAGUGGAUGUGCCUCCAUUGCAAGGAGCUCAAGGUGGUUUGUUCUCUGUUCUUCCUGUCCUCAUUUUAUCCUCACAACAGCCCUGUAACGUAAGAGGCUGAGACACUGACAUGCCCAGGGUCACCCAGUGGGCUUCACAGCUGCACCCAGGUCCUGGUCUGACACUCUAACCACUACACCACACUCUCUGAACCUUAUGCAGUUUUCUCUGUGUUCAAAACAUCUUGCUGGACCUGUGCCUCUCUCCCUUCCAGGUCAUCGCAGCAGAGGGCGAGAUGAAUGCCUCCAGAGCCCUCAAGGAAGCCUCCAUUGUCAUCACAGAGUCUCCUGCAGCUCUCCAGCUCCGCUACCUGCAGACCCUGACCACGAUCGCCGCCGAGAAGAACUCCACCAUUGUAUUCCCGCUGCCCAUAGAUAUGCUGCAAGGCAUUGUGGGAAGGAGGAGCUGAGGGUGCUGAUGGGAAGCCAGGUGUAUUGAAAAGCGUGAGGCAUUGUGGAGGAGAGGGGUGAUGAUUUCAGUGUGACCUUCGUGUCUGUUUCUUGUGGCUCUCAUAAGCUCAGAUCCUUUUUGUGUUUCAUCCCAACAAAUUUCUGCUUUCAAUGUAGGUGGCCACUUCCGAAAAUUCAUUGUUCCCUGCUCUGCCACCCCUUCUUAUUGAUGAGAGAGGUUUGGAGGGCUUGCAUCUCCCAGAAAAUUAGAGAGGAGGGUUUAAGAGGUUCUCAGCUACCAUAUGGAGCAGGGGGGUUGCCUUAAAAUAAUAAUGUUUUCCUCCUCGCUCCUGGGAAAUUUCUUUCUUGUCAGAGAGCCAGCAGUGGAACUUUCCGCUGCUAUUUUGCUCCAACCAAAGGGAAAGAAUUAGCACGCUGGAGUUACGGAGACAAUAUGCUUGUAGCUUUUUAUAGGUGUGUUUUUCUAACCUAACACAAUUACAAACACAGUUACAAACACUUCCCCAAUACCUUUUGUACUUUAUAAAAUGACACCUAUUUUUUCAACACUUUCUUAAAAAAUAGAUUUCCGCCUAUUUCUUUGGUUCUGCUUUUAAGAAUGUGAUCAACAGAAAGUUUGACAUUCUACAGCCAGGAGAACCUGUAAAUGGAGUCUUUCAGCAUUUUAGAAUACUUACUAUACUUUUCAUUUAAUUUUUCCAGAAGAUUAAUGUGAAUAACUUUUCCCUCCCCCCCCCGCUUUAAUGUGAAGGAAUUUUCCUUUCCACAUGAUUCUAUUGUUGUUGUUAUUGUUGUUGUUGUUGUUAAAUCUCAGCUUUUUUUGCUAAAAGCCAGGACUGAAGGUUUCCUGGUAUAUUUGCAUCGUAAGUUUUGUAUCCAGUGUGAAUCAGAAUAGUAGAUUUAAUUUCUAACAGACAGCACUGAGGUUAGCUACAAUAUUAUAGUAUUAGCAUGGUGUGUGAGCUUUCAAUAACAGAAAAACUUGUGAGAAGGGAUGGCUAUUGUAGUCUUUAUUACGUAUAAUAAUUCAAAUAAGUGGUGAGAGCGGUCCACCCCCACCUUGCCUCUGCCUUUAGCAUUUAUAGAGACAGGAAUUCAUUACCUGACGCUGUAUCCCAGCAUGGUAACGGAAGGCUCCAUGGGAGCUGAAAAGCACAGGAGCAUUGCAGGAAGAUGUGGCUGGCAUCUCAAAUGUGGACAUGUGAUCAAAUGCCAUUGUUGCUAUGCAAAGUCUCAGAGCUUUUGCCCCUGGGCCUCUUCACCCCCCAUCUUACACUGAUUUUAGCUGGAGCAGCUGCUUCAGACACUUAAUUACAAAGAGGAAAGAUAUGUGAGGCUUAGAAACCCUGAUCAGUUCUGGCUGCAAAAGGCAGGGCAUACUCACUGCUGUGCCGGUAAACAAACACCCACCUACCCCAAAGGGAAAAGGAACAGGGGAACAAUAGCAUUUGCCAUCCUUACUUGUGGCUGCAGAUGAAUUGGUGGUCCAGAUUGUUGCUUUUCACGUGUUGUUAAAAGCAAACACUGCUGUGACUGGAACUAGUGGUGAGUUAAAGGAAGCCCAGCGAGGCAGGAAUUUGGGGCAUAACUCCCUAGCAUCUUUGGUCAGAGCCUGGUCUCUACAUGUAACAGAAUGGACCAUGCCACUUCAGGUUCCAGGUGCCUUUCACACUUCUCCAUGCAAAAUGCUCCCUGCAUGCAGAAAUCUAGCAUGGGAAGGCUUUUGUCCUUCUUGUCCUGGUUUUCUACAUGCAGGGAGUUUCUGGUGCAGGGCAUCAUUUGAAACCAACUACACUUUGCAGCUACACUGCAAAGUGUAGCCCAGGGAUGGGGAACCUACAUCCUUCCAGACGUUGCUGGACUCCAACUCCCAUCAGCCCCUUUCACUUUGACAGUAGUCAGGGAUGAUAGGGGCUGCAGCCCAGCAACGACUGGAUGGCCACAGGCAACCAAUCCCCAGUGUGGACCAAGCAGAGGCAAGUGAUGGACUUGCCCCUCCCUCGGAAGAAACGAAAACGCAAUUUAUGCUGAACACCCAUCCACCAGAAGUGCAGUUAAUAUUGUUUGUGAAAAUGUUUUCUUUCUCUCUUUUUUUUAACCUCCCUCUCCCUAUCAAAAUAUAAGUCUAAAACAUAUAUUCUUUCACAUGAUUACUGUAUUGUUAUUUUAAUAAAUAAAUAUCUUUAUUUAA
Molecule: messenger RNA, 24356 nt
Organism: Podarcis lilfordi (Lilford's wall lizard)
Lineage: Eukaryota; Metazoa; Chordata; Lepidosauria; Squamata; Lacertidae
Source: the annotation of a GenBank genome assembly